This is a messenger RNA of Rhipicephalus microplus (southern cattle tick), 7323 nucleotides long. It is a transcript of the gene CDase, whose product is annotated as neutral ceramidase. Gene Ontology annotation, biological process: sphingosine biosynthetic process; ceramide catabolic process; long-chain fatty acid biosynthetic process. Gene Ontology annotation, molecular function: N-acylsphingosine amidohydrolase activity. Gene Ontology annotation, cellular component: extracellular region. The record is from RefSeq and is a predicted model, not a curated record. NCBI's taxonomy places the organism in Eukaryota, Metazoa, Arthropoda, Arachnida, Ixodida, Ixodidae.
AAUUGCCCUCUCCUCGAAACCCACCGUACGGGAACGAAGACCUCGUCCGGCGGGCGCGGGAGGGCGGCUCACUUUUAAAUUCGUCGUGUAACCUGGAUCGCGGGCCUCGCUGCUGUCAGCCGCGCCGCUGUCUCCGCCGGAGCACGCCGUGGGUAUCAGACACCGCCAUGUGGAACUACGUCUUCCUCUGUCUUCUCUUCCUCAUCAAAAUCAUCGGAGGCCUGGAUCGAGAGGAGUAUGAAUUCGGCGUCGGCAUCGCAGACAUCACCGGUCCGGCGGCUGAAAUCGGAAUGUUAGGCUAUGCCAAGGCCGGCCAGUCUUCAGCCGGCAUCCACUUCCGUGUGUACAGCAGGGCGUUCAUCAUAAAGCAAGGUGAUUCCAGGGUGGUCAUCGUCAAUGUAGACUCCGCCAUGAUUGGUGACAUCGUAAAAAUUGAGGUGGUCAAGCGUCUUCAGGAGAAGUACGGCCCGUCGCUUUACAGCGAGGAGAACAUUCUGCUGACAGCGACGCACACGCACUCGUCGGUGGGCGGCUUCAUGCAGUACCUGCUCUAUAACAUCCACACCCAGGGCUUCAUCCGCCAGGUGGCCGACGUCCAAAUCGACGGCAUAUGCAGGAGUAUUGACCAAGCACACGAGGGCAUCCGGAAGGGCUACAUCUACUGGAACGAAGGCGAGCUCCUGCACGCCAACAUCAACCGCAGUCCAUACGCAUACGAGGCAAAUCCAGCUGAGGAGAAAGCCAAGUACAGGAACAACACGGACACAAAGAUGCUGCUUCUCAAGUUCACAGAUCUAAAGAACAACCCAGUAGCAAUGAUAAAUUGGUUCUCCGUUCACCCAACUAGCAUGAACAACAGCAACGUACUUAUUAGCGGUGACAACAAGGGAUACGCCGAGCUCAUGUUCGAAUACACAAUGAACAGAAAUCUUCCCGGGAAGGGUCCAUUCAUCGCCGCUUUUGCACAGUCCAAUGAGGGCGACGUGUCCCCCAACCUACAGGGACCACGGUGCAUCGACACGGGUCUUCCGUGUGACUUCGAGACAUCUACCUGCAAUGGCCGGACUGAAAAUUGCAUCGCUUUUGGCCCUGGCAAAGACAUGUUUGAAAGCACAAAAAUUAUUGGUGAGCGGCAGCUCCAAAAGGCAUUGGACCUGUUCCACUCGGCCUCACGCAAGCUCUCCGGCAGUGUUGGAUUCGCCUACCAAAGGGUGAACAUGGGGAAGUAUGAAGUCAGCGACAACGAAGCAGAUCCGAUCACAACGUGUACGGCAGCGUUGGGUUACAGCUUCGCAGCAGGAACGACUGAUGGACCGGGCCAGUUCGACUUCACACAGUCAACGACGCAGUCGACCCCAUUUUGGAAUUUUGUUCGUGACUUCAUCGCGACACCAUCGAAGGAGGCCAUCAAAUGUCAUCACCCGAAACCCAUCCUGCUGCCUGUAGGAGAGAUGAACUUUCCAUAUCCUUGGGUGACCACCAUCGUUCCUACUCAAAUUCUGAAAGUCGGACAGCUGUAUAUUCUUGGUGCGCCUGGAGAGUUUACCCUCAGGCGCAUCGUAUGCAUUGACCGCGGGUCGCUCGGCCACGUGGUGAGGAUGAAAGACCCAGAAUCCAUGGUCGUGUUGGCUGGCCUGUCCAAUACAUACACGCAUUACGUGGCUACUUACGAAGAGUACCAGGUACAACGCUACGAGGGAGCGUCGACGAUAUACGGGCCGCACACUUUGUUAGCCUACCAAAAGCAAUUCGAAGGUCUGGCUGUGAGUCUGACGACCAAUACGACCCUGCCCAUCGGACCUCCCCUUCCCAACCUGCUCUCCAAGCAAGUAACCUUCAAGACAGGUGUUGUCUUCGACGGUGCCCCUCUUGGAAAAGCGUUCGGCUAUGUGCUGUCCGACGCCAAUGAUGCGUACAACAGGGGAGAUCGGGUCUUUGUGACGUUUGUCUCCGGCCAUCCAAGAAACAACUUGAUGCUGGAAAGCACGUACUUGACCGUGGAAAAACUUGCAGAGGAUGGAGAAUCAUGGACCGUCGUAGCUACGGACGGCAACUGGGAAACAAGAUUCUACUGGCGCCGCACUUCGGGCUUCCUGGGGCAGAGCGAGGCGACAGUCAUGUGGGAAAUCCCGCAAAGUGCGGAACCGGGCGUCUACAGGAUUCGUCACUUUGGUCACAGCAAGAACAUCCUCCAGGUGGUUACUCCCUACGAGGGCAGCAGUAAACGGUUCAAUGUGAAUCCAUAGCAUGCGGCCAGGAAGAAGCGGAAAAACAGUUGCGCAGGAAGUCACCGCGGUGCCACGCCUUGUGCGCAGUCUUGCUCAAUGGAAGCGCGCCGCCGCCGCCGACUGUCCCGGUCCUUGCGCAACUCUUUCUGCUCAGCGCCUUCGAAGCGCAUUCCUGCUCGCCUGCUUAAUGUCAAAUGCUGCCAACAUUACCUAACGUCCUUCGACCUCGAUGGCCCAAGGUCAUCGCCGUCGAACCAUAGGCGGAAGCCGCCGAAGUUCAGUGAAAUGAGCAGUGCCCAUGCGUCGUCGGGGGAUGAAGCACUCAUCGAGUCUUCGGCUGCAAAAUCGGAAGAGAAGCGACUUGAUUCAGCUUCGCGCAACGAUUCGCAAUACGCUCACAGUACUGCUAAGCUGAACUCAUCUGACAGUGUCAGCCAUCACACAUACCUUCACUCCCAAAGUGACAAUAACGGCGUGCAAUCAUUAUCGCCUUCGAAUCACUUUCCGCAUCAUUCAUCAGACAAGAACAGCCGUAGCGAGAUUACGGCGCUAUCUCUAAACACCUGGAAUAAAUUCGUUAAUGGUGGCACUGUGGUAGGCCGUGCACCAGAUAUUAGCGGGAAAGAGCAGACACACUUUUCCGUGAAACCACCGGCUUGGGCAAGCGGCUACCACACGCAUCCUUCUAUUCGGUUGGCUACUCGGCAUCGGCUUCCCUCGCCUGCGCAGCGGCGCCAAAUCUUGUCCACUCUGAUAAAACACCCACUCCACAUUUUCAGCUAUCGCGAUCGAAAGCUACCAUUUCAUCUGCGAAACCGCCACCGUGUUGCCUCCAACAUUCAAGACACUCUUCGCGCCUUCUCAUCGACGCGUCACCGCUGGACAGAUCGGGAUGACGUGAGGCUCGACUAUUCGGCUUCUGAGCGCACACGUUCCAUCACCCGACUGCCCGCUCCUGAAAUGGCUGUGGUGAUGGGACGAGAAGUGCUGGCGCGCCGGCUAGCGAAUGGUCGUUUGCCAGCAACGCUUGACACGCUCCGAAAGCUGCAUGAUAUUCAGGGUAUAUCGCUAUCUCUCAGAGGCGCUCAGCGUCUAUGAAGCGCGAAUAGGGAAUAUAAUGGUCCGCUGUUUUUCGAAGCUGGGACCGGAAAGCUUCGAAAACGUCAAAGCGUCUGCAUGUGAUUUCCUUUCUUAGGCCACCAUUCAUUGCUUAUUAUCUGGUCACGGUGCAAAGACUGGAAAAAGGUGAUUUAUAUAGUAUGCUGCCAAAUAUAUAUUGUUCUGACUUUUGCCAUUGUCAUGUUUCACAAGCAGACUAAUAAGGAGUAGUGAGCAGUUAAAUAUGAACAACAUGCUGUCAAAUCACAUCUACUAACCUGGAUUACAUAAGUUUGCCAUGAAGCUGAAUUUAUAAUAGCUACAGGGAGAGUUACUUUGAGCAGAAUGAUACAGAAAGAAAAAAAAAACGCUUUGAAACUUCAGAGAUCCCUACUUUCGCGUUUAAUCCGAGAAGUGCUAUUCAUUUUCUCGUGACAUUCAUUCAGAUAGCCUAAGCACACGUCACCUUCUCUUGUACGAACGUUUUCAAGCAUGAUCCAUCGCUUUUUCACCACUGCCUCAAAUAUUGGGCUGAUUUCUUUUUGACAAAUGCAACUUUUCUGGCGUUAUUCUCUCUGUCACUAACAUUCUUACUUGCCAAGAUAAUGUGCCAUUUGUUGCGCUUCCACCUUAAUCCAAGCUUUUUUUUCGGGUACGUGCGUCAAGAGCGAAUUUAAUAUACAUAAAGUUAGCUUUGAAAACAUACAUUUGAGAACUGUUUCGAGAUGGCUUGUUAUUGUUUACAGCAGUUUAUAAUAUAAUGCUGCAAACGGGCCGAUGAGACUAAUCAUGAAAACAUGAAUCGCGUUGCUUCAAAACUCGCAGCGCCCUCAGCUCGUGAAACAUGCGUAAUUUGGAGCUUGCAGCAGUAGGUUAGUUUAGUAGCUCUUAAAUGUCUUUAUUACCAGUUAAAGCUUAAGAAGUGUGUAGAAAAGCAAGUAUAAAAUCUCUAAUUGUCAUUCGAUUCAUAGUUUGCUUUUGUAGUGCGACGCCUGAAAAUGUUCCACUGGAUACUUUGCUUCAGUAUAACCUCAAUAUUACACGCGUAGAAAAAUAAUGUGCGUUUAGUUGAAACUCAUAGCAGCGCGUGACAAAAGCUUUGUGAGCCAAAGGGGCAUUUUUCUCCACAUAACACGCCAUUUAGUUCUCAUUCGAUAAUAAUUACAGCAUUCGCAUAACUUUGUUGUUAAGUGGCAUUAUGCUAAUGUUAGGAGUUAGGUAUGAAAUCUGUAUAGCUUGCGUUUAAGGCCUAGUAGAUGAAUUUUCCUAACCAUUUUUUCUGGAUUCACAACGAUGGUAUACCACUGAUAGAAACACUGAUGGUCCUUACAAUGUGAUGGCAGCCACUCGGCUUUUAAAAGCUACCUUAUAGUUUUUGUGUCUAUUAUGUUGCUGAUCAUCUCCGCGCUCAAGAAUCCAUUAGUAAGAAUUUAAUAUCUUUCGCAAGAAAAAAAUCUGAAACUCUUCAAGUUCGCAAGCUUUAGUAAUGAUCUUUACUUAAUGAGUAUUGUGUCUAUACCAACGGAUGCAACAGUAGUUGUUUUUUACAAAUAUACUUAGUAUUUUAUUGUCACCAUUGGUAUUAUUUUCUUGUUAUUGUUAUUGAAGGUUCUUAACAUAUUUUAGAACAUUAUAUUGCAUGAUAUAUUGUUGUACGCCCACUCAUUUAGUCUUCUAACUGGAGUAUUCAUAAAAUAAUCAUCGAUGAGUAUAAAAGUGUGCAAUAUGUUCUCGGAAAGAGGUCCUACAGGAUUUAUCUUUUUUGAAGUAAUGCCCUAUGCUAAUAUCGUAAAAAGUGGACUAAAAAUCUCAAGUUAAUACGCUGAAAGCUAGCAAUAGUACAAGAAUUUGUCUGAUGCAUUUGUGAUCGUGUCUGGAGCAAACACACAUACACACACACACGCAAACACAAAAAAGAAAAACAGGACGAGAGGACGAUGUCCUAGUGGCUCUUUACUAAAGCACUAAAAGUUGACAGAAUUGAGAACACAUGCUCACCGAUUCUCGUAAGAUCAGACUCUAACGCUUGUUUGAAACACGUAGGCACAUGACGCCCGUGGUAGACACACAAUCGAGGAAUUAUAUAACGUGUGCGUAAUUAUCUGAGGAAAGGUACAGAGAGUAGUAAGUUCAUUACUUGAAUCCUUAUGACGAUUACAUAAUUAAAGUUUUUACUGAAAAAGCGUCUGUUUAUUGGAACCACGAGUUUUUCUGCAAAAGCCUGCUUCAUAAAAUAUUCUCAUGCAGCUGCCUUAACAAAGCUAAUAGCACAUCUUUCUAAUUACCAGUAAUUUUUUUUUUCGGACCAGUAGUGCAGCAAGUUCCCCGGGUACUGCCUUAAAUAACGUCACUGGUAUGCAUGGUCAUACCGUUCAGUUGAGUACAAGUGGCUGCGUGAUUGUGUCCUCGUAGUGAGCAGUGUAUUCUUUCUCGCUGUGCGUUAUGCAACCCCAGGCAUACCGGUACAGUGAGUACAGGUGCGUCGGGAUAGUAUGCCGUCGUCUGCCAGUGUGCACUUUUGCUUUGUGUGUUGCGUGGAAGCUCAAACACUUUUCUAUGUACAUUAGGAGGGUUGCGAGCCAGAGCGUAGACGCUGACUAGGAGCCGAUGACCGCGUUCGUGCGUCGUAUUUCAUAACAAUAUCAGUCAAUGGUAAAUUCUCUCGAAGGUGAAACCAAGUAGUAAUUUCUUCUCUCAACAAAUAUUUUAAGCUAUUUUUCUAACUGUGACAUUCUACUCUGUAAUAGAUGCCUAAAAAGCACAGAGGGAGGUUCGAAAUUGACGCAUCCCCCACUUACAAAUUCACUGCAAAUAAAAUACUAUUGACGAACAAACCAAUUAAAAAGCUACAGUGCGGCGACAUUGAAAUUUUCGCUCUAGCUGAAGCAUUAAAAAAUAAUUCUUUAAUCGUUGAGCAUUCACCCUUAAGAUAUCUUCAACCAGAAGUGCAUGCACCGUCCGUGAGCAAUGAGAGUCUCGGGAUUAAAAUGAACAACCGUAAAUACGUGUUUGAAGGAAGCACUACGGACAAGUGCGACUUGUAAAUAGCUUUUUGCAUGAAAUCUUUUUUGAAUGUGUGCGGUAAUUAUCGCAAGAAGGCAAUGUGUAUGGCCAAUUUCAGUUUCUAUUUUUUCAGUAUCCACCACCAAAGUGUAUGAGCUAACUGCUCUCGUAGUAAUUAUUGUGAGUUCAGUCUAGUUUUUACUCAUUCUCUGUAUAGGUAGAUGCUGCGCUGAUAUUUGCAGUUCUAUAUUUUUGAGAUAAUGUGCAUGUAUUUCUUGCCGAACAGUGUACAUUUUCUUGGCUUUUAGAAAGCUGCGCUGAGCGCAGUAGAACAAGAAAGGAACAUGCCUACUACAAUCUGGUCAUCAGUGGACUUGUUUUUCCUUGAUGUUUGUCGUUUUCUUUGAGCGGCCGCAUUCAGUAUCCAGAUCUUCCUGGUGCGUGAGCUCGCUUCCUGGUCCGGUAAGCGGCACAGGAAGGGACUUCGCUGCAUCUCCGCGAGGCGCAGCAAACGCACUGAGGGGACAUUUGUCGUCUCCAAAAGUUCUGCCGAGAGUCGAGUGUGGCACUCAUUUUUGUGACCCGCCCUGAAGGAAGGGAAGAUUCAGCUCUAAACAGAGGUGUUUUACUUUGGUGCAAUGAAGCACUGAGGAAGAGUGUAACUUAGCGUGUACCUGUGUUUAAGUAUCUGCUAUGCAAGUUAAUGCCGCGCGGUGUAUCAUCAUGUUAUCCGAAGACAACAGUUCUGCCUGCUCGUUGUGUUUUGUUGGCUGCACUGUGAAUCAAUUGCAAUGUUUCUGGUGUAAACUGAACCCGCGCAUAUUAGCGCAAAACAUGUUGACCCUGUGAUCCCAGUUGAUUGGGCGGAAGUGUAUAAGUUGAAUUGUUAGAGGAUAUUUCAUGCGUGUGUUUAAUCGAUCACUUACUUCUUCCAACUUUUUUUGUAAAGGAAUACCGGUAUCAAUAAAGCGUUAUGUUGUUUUUGUUAUAAUUA